AUGAGCGGCUCAGAUGCGGGGCUGGAGGAGGAGCCGGAGCUCAGCAUCACCCUCACACUGCGCAUGCUGAUGCAUGGGAAGGAGGUGGGCAGCAUAAUUGGGAAGAAAGGAGAGACUGUAAAGCGAAUCCGGGAACAGAGCAGUGCCCGGAUCACCAUCUCUGAGGGCUCCUGCCCUGAGCGCAUCACCACCAUCACUGGGUCUACAGCAGCAGUCUUCCACGCAGUCUCCAUGAUCGCCUUCAAGCUGGAUGAGGACCUCUGCGCUGCUCCUGCAAACGGAGGGAGUGUCUCCAGGCCUCCAGUGACCCUGCGCCUUGUCAUCCCUGCAAGCCAGUGUGGCUCGCUGAUUGGGAAGGCAGGCACCAAGAUCAAGGAGAUCAGAGAGACUACAGGUGCCCAGGUGCAGGUGGCAGGAGACCUGCUCCCCAACUCCACAGAGCGUGCUGUCACCGUGUCCGGGGUGCCUGAUGCCAUCAUCCUGUGUGUGCGCCAGAUCUGUGCUGUCAUCCUGGAGUCCCCACCCAAAGGAGCCACCAUCCCGUACCAUCCGAGCCUCUCCUUAGGCACCGUGCUCCUCUCCACCAACCAGGGGUUCUCUGUCCAGGGUCAGUAUGGCGCUGUGACUCCAGCUGAGGUCACCAAGCUCCAGCAGCUCUCGGGCCACGCCGUCCCCUUCGCCUCACCCAGCAUGGUGCCAGGACUGGACCCUAGCACACAGACCAGCUCACAGGAGUUCUUGGUUCCCAACGACCUGAUCGGCUGCGUGAUCGGGCGCCAGGGCAGCAAGAUCAGUGAGAUCCGGCAGAUGUCAGGGGCACAUAUCAAGAUCGGGAACCAAGCCGAGGGCGCUGGUGAGCGGCACGUGACCAUCACUGGUUCACCCGUCUCCAUCGCCCUGGCUCAGUACCUCAUCACUGCCUGUCUAGAAACGGCCAAGUCUACCUCUGGGGGGACACCCGGCUCGGCCCCCACAGACCUGCCUGCCCCUUUCUCGCCACCCCUGACGGCCCUGCCCACCGCUCCCCCAGGCCUGCUGGGCACGCCCUAUGCCAUCUCCCUCUCCAACUUCAUCGGCCUCAAGCCCGUACCCUUCUUGGCUCUACCACCUGCCUCCCCAGGGCCACCGCCGGGCUUGGCGGCCUACACUGCCAAGAUGGCAGCGGCCAAUGGGAGCAAGAAAGCUGAGCGGCAGAAAUUCUCCCCCUACUGA
Messenger RNA from Rangifer tarandus platyrhynchus (Svalbard reindeer), 1212 nucleotides. Lineage: Eukaryota; Metazoa; Chordata; Mammalia; Artiodactyla; Cervidae. The record is from the annotation of a GenBank genome assembly.